This is a messenger RNA of Dama dama (fallow deer), 843 nucleotides long. RefSeq names its product histidine-rich glycoprotein-like. Lineage: Eukaryota; Metazoa; Chordata; Mammalia; Artiodactyla; Cervidae. The record is from RefSeq and is a predicted model, not a curated record. The coding region runs from base 1 to 843 and encodes 280 amino acids. The transcript has a single exon.
AUGUUGAUUUCUAGCUGCACCUACAACAACAACAACAACCACUACUCCUCCUCCAACAACAACCACCACUACUUCAACAACCACCACUACUACCACCACUGCUCCAACAACCACCACUACUUCAACAACCACCACUACUACCACCACUACUCCAACAACCACCACUACUUCAACAACCACCACUACUACCACCACUGCUCCAACAACCACCGCCACUACUCCCACAACAACCACCACUAUUCCAACAACAACAACCACCACUGCUCCAACAACCACCACUACUUCAACAACCACCACUACUACCACCACUGCUCCAACAACCACCACUACUUCAACAACCACCACUACUACCACCACUACUCCAACAACCACCACUACUUCAACAACCACCACUACUACCACCACUGCUCCAACAACCACCACCACUACUCCCACAACAACCACCACUAUUCCAACAACAACAACCACCACUACUCCAACAACCACCACUACUUCAACAACCACCACUACUACCACCACUACUCCAACAACCACCACUACUUCAACAACCACCACUACUACCACCACUACUCCAACAACCACCACCACUACUCCCACAACAACCACCACUAUUCCAACAACAACGACCACUACUACUCCAACAACCACCACUACUCCAACCACCACCACUACUCCAACAACAAACACCACCACUUCUCCAUAAACAGUCACUACUACUACUCCAACAGCAACCACCACCACUCCAACCUCCACCACUACUCCAGAAACAACCACCACUACUCCAGCCAUCACCACCACUACUCCAGUAGCAAAUACUGCUACCCCCCAAACAACCAUUACUAG